CGAUUCUAUCGCCUCGAUAAGACAAUAGGUAGCCCUUUCACUGCUCUCGCUCGAGUUCUUGUCUCGAAUGCUUUGAAAAGGCUUGAUUGGGCACCAUCGACUAUGGGAAGGGAUAAUGGUUGCUACUAUCAAGGUAAGGACCUUCAUUUGAGGAAUCAAGCUGGGGAGUAGUGUUGACAAAGAGUUUUAGGUGUUUGAAUCAUGCGGCUCUAAUAACACAAGGAGAUGUCCAUUUGGAUGGAACCAUUUGCAAAACCUUGGAGGAUGUGUAAAGUACAAGAAGUAGAAGAUUUCAAAACUUUUCUUAAAAUCUUCCCCCUUUGGUCAACUAGCAUUUUUCUCGCCAUCCCCAUUGUUUUCCAAGGAAGCUUAAUCAUUCUCUAAGCCCUAACCAUGGACCGUCACCUCGGUCUAAACUUCAAAAUCCCUACAGGGUCUUUCUCUGUCAACGUCUUCAUCUCCACCACCAUCUCACUAACCCUAAUCGAUCGGUUUCUCUACCCUACUUGGCGAAAGUGGAUUGAACGAAUGCCACAACCUCUCGAACGCAUUGGUCUUGGCCAUGUUCUCAAUGUUCUUUCUAUGGUAGUGUCAGCAUUAGUAGAAUUAAAGAGACUAAAGAUUGUUCGUGCUCACCACCUUCAAGACCAAGCUAUGGCAAUAGUGCCAAUAUCAUCCUUGUGGCUUUUCCCACAACUAGUUUUGGUUGGCAUUGGAGAAGCUUUUCAUUUUCUUGGACAAGUUGGAUUAUACUAUCAAGAAUUUUUGAUGUCGUUGCGUUGCAUUGCAACGGCUUUGAUCUCGUUGGUGAUUGACAUUGCAUAUUAUCUUUGCACAACUUUGAUUGAUCUAUUUCAUAGGGUUACAAAAUGGCUACCUGAUGAUAUCAAUCAAGGAAGACUUGAUAAUGUUUACUGGACGAUAUCGGUGAUUGGAGUGAUUAAUUUUGGGUAUUAUCUAGCAUGUGCUAGGUACUACAAGUACCAAAAUGUUGAAAACAAUGUGGAGGAUGAUUCUAUUACUGAAGAUUGAGAGCAAAGAAGCACGAAUAUGAAUAUGAGACACGAAAGUAGUGAUACACCAUAUUUUAUAAAUGUAGGACAUGGCACGGUAAGGACAAUACAUUUAU
Messenger RNA from Cucumis melo (muskmelon), 1129 nucleotides. Its product is annotated as protein NRT1/ PTR FAMILY 2.6-like. Gene Ontology annotation, cellular component: plasma membrane. The transcript has 2 exons. The record is from RefSeq and is a predicted model, not a curated record. The coding region runs from base 394 to 1032 and encodes 212 amino acids. Gene Ontology annotation, biological process: transmembrane transport. NCBI's taxonomy places the organism in Eukaryota, Viridiplantae, Streptophyta, Magnoliopsida, Cucurbitales, Cucurbitaceae. Gene Ontology annotation, molecular function: transmembrane transporter activity.